AUGACUUUCUCUUACAGACUUCUUUAGCGGAGCAGAACGCAAGCAAAGCGAUGGCGGCUGGGUCUGGGCUUCCCCUGCUGAAGCAAUGCCUGAUCAGGCGGAAUGCCAAGCAGGAGCAGCACGGCGUAGCAGCCUCCUGCCUUCGGGAGCUACGGAGCAAAGCCUGUAACCUCCUAGCAAUUGAUAAGGCUUCAGAGCCCAUAACCUUGGUGUUGGCUGAGGACGGCACCGUUGUGGAUGACGAGGACUAUUUUUUGUGUCUGCCGCCGAACACCAAGUUUGUGGCACUGGCGAAGGACGAGAAGUGGUCCAGCAGCAGUGUAGAUGGGGGCACAGCUUGGCUAGAGAGAGAAGUCACAGAUGUUGAUGGAGUGGAUGGUGGAGGAGAGAAAUGGAGGUACCUGUCUAGGCAACUGAAGGAUGACCUCUCCACCAUCAUCUUGAUGUCUGAGGAAGACCUCCAGAUUCUCAUUGACGUCCCAUGCUCAGACCUGGCUCGAGAACUUUCCGAGAACCAAUCCAAGAUCCAAACUCUGCAAAACACCCUCCAGCAGGUGCUAGACAGGCGUGAAGAGGAGCGCCAAUCCCAGCAGCUUCUGGAACUCUACCUGCAAGCGUUGAAGAAUGAGGACAUUGUACCCAAGGCAGAAGAAGAGCCAGUACCAGAGGAAACUGCUGUGGAAGGAACUGAUACGGUUGAUGUUGGGAGCAGUAGCAGAGGUGCUGGGACUGGGGUUCCCCUCAGCAGCCAUAUUCUGACCAUGCUCAAAGAGAAGUCUGCCCCAGAACUCAGCCUGGCCAGUCAAAACUUAGAGCUGGUUUACAAAGAAAACCCAGAAGCUCUUGCUCUGGCCCUGGGCUGGGAGAAGCCGAAGACUGAGGCCUUGCAGCAGGCCUGUGAGCAGGAGUUUUCAAGGCGUCUGCAACAGGUUCAGGCUCUGAACUCUUUAAGGAGCAUCUCAAAGGGCAAGAAAAAGUUGCCAUGGGGGGAGUGGUUGAGUUCCAAACGCAAGAAAUAGGAGGCCUGGGAGCCAAUGCUUGGACACAUCAAGGAGUCUACAGGGAGGUUUUGGUGCUGUGAUAAUGUGCCUCUGUGAACAAAGAACAGCAAAUGAGGACAGAAUUUAUAACCAAGAUGUCAUGCAAUGGAGCCUGCAGCAUGGGAUCCAGUUCUUUGUGCCUGAUCACCUCUUGCCAUACCUCAUGUUUUUCUAUGCUUUUGAGAUGUGACGUCUCCUGCUGGAACAGCACCCUCCUGUACAGCAUUUUAUUUGCCACAUUUCAUGCUGUCGUAGAAUACAGCCGGAUGUCCUGUAUUUCAGAAGGCACACCUGCAAAUUGGCCCCAACUGUUCACUCUCCUUCUCUUGCCUCAGUGCCUGUGCUGUUUUUAUGAGACUCUGUUGAUUUAUGAGGGUGACAUUAAAAAAAUUAAUCUGCAUUUUAGCUACGACUCCAUCACUGGGAAAUAGCAUCAUAGGGAUGGUCACCACUCAGUAUUAGCAAUAAACUCUACUGGUUAGGGUGUUUUUAUAAAAGAUUCAACCCUACAUUUGAAUGAUAUUAAAACUUUGUUAUUAUUAGAUGUGUUUCUGCCUGCUGUUGGAACUACUGGACUUUUAAGGUUAGGUGUGUCUGCCUUUGGGUACAAAUCUCAUCUGAUUAGUAUGUGGGUCAGCCCUGUACAAAGCAAUAAGAUAAUUUCUGAAACUGCUGUCCUGUUUUAAAUCACUGCAUAAUACAAUACUGUACAUGAUGUGUUAAUGAGGAAAUAUAGUUGUGAACAUAAAAAGCUGCCUUGUACAAA
Messenger RNA from Rhineura floridana, 1806 nucleotides. It is a transcript of the gene DFFA, whose product is annotated as DNA fragmentation factor subunit alpha. The coding region runs from base 51 to 1019 and encodes 322 amino acids. The record is from RefSeq and is a predicted model, not a curated record. NCBI's taxonomy places the organism in Eukaryota, Metazoa, Chordata, Lepidosauria, Squamata, Rhineuridae. Gene Ontology annotation, biological process: apoptotic process; regulation of apoptotic process. The transcript has 6 exons.